Bombyx mori (domestic silkworm) is the source of this 5037-nucleotide messenger RNA. It is a transcript of the gene Fas1, whose product is annotated as fasciclin-1. Gene Ontology annotation, biological process: cell adhesion; extracellular matrix organization. The coding region runs from base 137 to 2134 and encodes 665 amino acids. NCBI's taxonomy places the organism in Eukaryota, Metazoa, Arthropoda, Insecta, Lepidoptera, Bombycidae. The record is from RefSeq and is a predicted model, not a curated record. Gene Ontology annotation, molecular function: cell adhesion molecule binding. The transcript is spliced from 14 exons. Gene Ontology annotation, cellular component: extracellular matrix.
GUGCGUCAACGCGUUGCCUCGACUCUCCACCCGGCAUUUACCGCCGCGCAUUCCCUACCUUCGCCCGUCCGAACUCCGAAUACCGCACAUGUACUCCGCGAGUGUGCUGUGAAAAUUUGGAUGUUUUCUUGCAAUUAUGGGGCCGUGUAUUUUGUUACUAGUGAUGUGCGUCGGACUCGUUGUGGCUGACAGGAAGAUGACUGUCGCUGAAAAGUUGAAGGAAGACGCAGAUCUCUCUCAGUUCUUGGCGCUGUUGGAGCGGAACGUAGUGGCCAAUACCAGUCUUCACUACAGACAGAUGACCCUGUUCGCGCCAACAAACGAAGCUUUCCAAAGAUACAUGGGUGAAAUGGACGAUAACCUCGUCCUGUACCAUAUAUCAAACCUGGCAACCACGCUGACAAACUUGGAUUAUGCUAUUUCUUCGGAAUUAGAUGGUAAUCCUCCAUUAUGGGUGACUAGGCGUCACGAUGCCAUGCACGACGACAUCUAUGUAAACAACGCUAAAGUGUUUAUUUCAAGAUCAUAUCAAUCGGUUAAUCGAAACAAUAAAAGACAAGUACUCCAUGUGAUAGAUCAAGUUCUGCAGCCACUUCAGCCUCAUGGUCCUGGCUCCGUCAGCUCUCCAGUCUAUAGCCCUAAUGCAUAUCAGUUUUUAGAACACUCUGAUGUCUUCAAUAUUGGACAGCAUCGCCUAAGGUCUUUCCGUCAAAAAGUGAACCAGCUACAAAAAAGCAAAGUAUUUAACGCGGAGGGCCGGCAUACAUUCUUCAUUCCAGUUGACGAAGGAUUCGAGCCUGCAGCUAGGUCUGACCUGAUAGAUGAGAAAGUAAUAGACGGUCACGUUAUUCCUCACCAUGUUCUAUUCACGCACGCAACCCCCGACGCCAAAGAGUUUGAAACCUUGGCAUUUGGAGACAAUGUUAAGGUCAUUGUGUCGUUCAGUACAACCAUGAACGGUAAAGAGGAAAUCACUUACGUUAAAUCGAAUACUGUGGCUGGCGACGCGAAGCAUAGCCGCGGUGUUGUAUUAGCCGACAUUGUCCGAGCGAAUAUUCCGGUGAAAAAUGGUGUAGUGCAUCUAAUCCAAAGGCCGCUGAUGGUCGUAGACACGACUAUCAUCAACUUCUUGAAGGAAAAAGAGGAUGGUCCACUAUGUAAAUUCUACGAAGUGCUUAUGGAUUUGGGACCCAACAAUCAAUUUUACACCGAACUCACUUUGGCUAAAGAUAUUACUCUGUUCGCUCCUUCAAACGAAGCAUGGGCUGAACUUAGUGUUCAAAAUAUUAUUAGAAACCAUCAGAAGCUAAAAGAAAUAUUAAAUUUGCAUCUAGUACGCGAGCGACUUCCUAUGGACGCCAUAAUCCACAACAACAUGAAUCAGCUCCCCGGAACUAUCUACCAAGCUCCAACGGCGCUUCCACGCAAAUACUUAUACUUCAAUAUUUUGACGCGUGGACAAAAUCAAACGCUGACAGUGGAAGGUGGUGGUGUUAAUGCGACAGUGAUCCAACCAAAUAUCGCAGCAACCAAUGGAUUCGUACACAUUAUUGACCGAGUUCUCGGAGUACCUUAUACUACUGUGUUUGAAAAACUAAAGGCCGACCCCAUGCUUAAUAUCACCUACAACCUCGGCAAGAGACAAAUGUUCAAUCAUCAGUUAAAUGAUAUGGAACAUCGCUAUACAUAUUUCGUGCCGCGGGACCACGCCUGGUUGAAAUUCCAAAUUCGGCACCCUUCUGCGUACAAAGCCCUUUUCAGAGAAGACUUCGGUUAUUUCACCAAGCAAAUAUUAGAGCGUCAUGUGAUUAGGGCGGGACGUGCUUACACUGUAUCCGAUUUAAAACUGCUCGCGAAUGAAACGCAUCCGUUUGUUCUACCGACCUCCCGCGAUCCGCUCAGGUUGCGUGUGAAGGAAUCUGAUAAAAAUUAUUACGUCGAAUGGAACGGCCACUGGAUCCAUGUCUUCAGACCAGAUGUCGAAUGCACUAAUGGUAUUAUUCAUGUCAUCGACGAGCCAUUCGUUUUGGAGAGCGACAUCCGAGCCACAGGCGCAUCUGAACGUUUAAAUCUACCAUUUCUCGUUCCAGUUUUGUCAGCUUCGUAUUUUUUGGCUAAGCUUUUCGAGAACUAAACGAUUAUUUUUUUCACAGUCAAUUACGUUUCGCGAUUGUUAUUACUGAUUUUUAAUAAAAUGAGUUUUUUGUAAUUUCAUGCACUAACAUAAUUUACGAUAGCCGAUUGUGUUUGCGUGAAUCAUCAGAUAGACUUCGUUUAAAUUUAAAUCACAAAAGUGACUUGCAUUUUAACUAAUAUAAUAUUGUACUGUUUUUACGUAGUGAUCCAAAUAGAUUGGAUUGAAUGAAAACACUGCCAAAGAAUUUUGAGGCGAAACGGCUACAAAAUUUUAAAACUUCAUGUAUUGAAUCAAAUAUAGAAUACUUAAAUUAUAUUCGAAUUCUUAUCCAAAAACAAAAUUAUACGUUUUAUUAAAUUUCUCAUCUUUCGUGCCUUCUUUAAAUUGAAUACUAAGGAUUCAUAUUUUAAAACCACCAACAUAUUUUAAACUAUUUAUUUCACUAUUUAACUGUUUGAAAAAAAAAAAAACUGUUCUCAUCACAUUCCAGGUUCGGGAAUACUUUUAUACUUAACCUUAUAUUAGUUAAUAAAGUAAAAUACGUUUGGUUGCUUCAAGUACCAUUUUAAAAACGUUAAAUACUAAACUCCUAUACCAUAAUCGUCAAAUAUAAGAGUUGUUUAAUAAAAAAAAGAUUAGCGUCUCGAGCUUAUGAAACAAUUACAGCAAUACAGCGUUAGCCGUGAACGGAGUCGUUCUAAGAAGGUUUUAUGAUUUUAAUCGCUGCAUGCUAAUAUACCGCGUUUUCAAUUUGGGUAGAUAUUAUAAAUUUACAUAUAAACACUAUUAUUAAAUGUAUUGUAAAUAGGAGUGAAUGUGCUUAUUAGAGGUGCAUUUGUGAUUAAUUAUUUAAAAAAAAAACAAUAAGCCGAUGUAAAUAAUUUUUGUAAGUUAUAUUUUAUUAUUUUUAAUUUUAUAACGUAGCAUUUUAUUUGAAUGCGACUGAAGAUACUAUCGAACAUUUUGAGAAAAAAAAAAUUACAUACAAAUUCACAAAACCUGAUAUGGAUAAUACCGAGUUUUCGUUGACUUUACAAAAGCAUGGAAAUUGAAGAUAGGGCAUUAAAUUUAGCAAAUAGUACGGACCUAUUUAUUUUGGUUCCUUAUUCGGACACUCACCAGACCGUCAGACGGUGGGCAGAGACGUUUUUAUGAUAACUGUAGAUCACUCAUGUCUCAUAAUAUACGUCAUUGGCAUACCUGCCUACCUAGACAAUAAACUUGAGUUUAUAACUUAAAAAAAUAAAUAAGUGGACUAUUUAACUACCUAAUAAGUCGAUCGGAAUGCUGCUACUUGCUGCGACCAAUUUAUUAAUUUUAAAUGAUAAAAUAAAUAAUUAUACGAUCAAUUUUAGUAAUGUUAAACCAUUAACCGCUUGCAGUAUUUAUUUGUAAUAACUAAUCAUAGCUUCAUUUUGUAAUUAAUUAUGAAAAAUGAAUUAAUGAAAACUCUGGGUCAAUGGGAAGAUGUUGGCCCUCUCUGUGCUUUGUACAGUAUGUUCCAUGGAGAGUGCUCACAGUAAUUGUUUGAUAUGAUUCUGUCAUCUCCUUCCACCAUCAAACCGCCUGUCACCGAAGCAGGCCGGUCACCGUUCUCGCCGAACCCGUCACUUGGGACGAAGGGCUCGAUGAGUAAAUUACCCAUAGACACAGCCCACUGAGCUGCUCGCCGGAUCUUCUCAGUGGAUCGCCUUUCCGAUCCGGUGGUAGAUUCUGCGAAGCAUUGCUCUUGCUAGGGCCAGUCUUAGCAACACUCCGGUUUGAGCCCCGUGAACUCACCUACAUGUCAAGGAGAAGCUGAAAUAGCAUUUCAAGGCUAUCAGCAUAGGUAGGAAAAAGAAAAAAAUCCGCAAACUUGGAACAGCUGCACCCAUCGAAAGUGCGUUCUAAGAAAUCCAUUUGACCACGGACUAAUUAACUCUGGCAUGAGCUCCCGAGCCCUAUAACGUGUUCUUCUUUAACGAGGUUUGAAAAGAGUUGGCAAUUUUUAAUAAUUUAUUCCAAAUUUUUAUACUUAUGGCAGCAUUUCAAAAUUAGUUUCAUUCUACGCAAUCACGUGUAACGACCCCAAACUACUGCAAAACUCAAAGAAGUUAUGAAUAUUUUGUUGAUUAAACUAACCCUGGCGAUCGUAAAUGAUAAUAAGUACUACGAAAACUCGGAAUACUGUGUAUUUUAGAAUACUAAUAGGUUAAAUACAAUUUACCAUUUUUGAAAUUCUGAGAAAUAACUUUACGAGUAUUAAAAUUAUUUGCUUCAUACAGUUGGUUUAUAAAAGUCGGAAACUGUUCAAACUUUAGCACAAUUUGAAUGAAAAUUAUCAUGACGAUAUCAAAUAUAAGAACUUCUAUUGUCUAUUUCUGUAGUUGUGUGAAAUUCGAUAAGGUAAUAAAAAAUCAAUUAACAUUUAUAUUCCUUAUAAAAUGCGUUGCCAAUAUCAGAGCAUGAUCACAUCGAUUUGUAACGAUUUUUGAAAUUUGUAUAGUUAUAAGCUACUUUCAGUAUAUAUGUAUCUUAUAGAACACGAUAACCUUUGUCGACGGAUUACCAUUUAAUUAGUUUAAUUUAAGCCAAAGCUAAAUGUUAAAUCAAUUGAAAAAUGUAAUGAAUAGAUGUUAUGGGGAGACAUUAUUGGAAAUUUAUCAUAGCAAUAUCUAUAAUUUAUAGUGUUGUUAAACUAUGUAUAGUGAAGGGUUCAAAUAAUCAAUUAUAUUUGAAAGCCCGAGACAAUAUGGAUUCGACCAUUUAUUUAACAAUGUUUGGCUAUUUACUAGUUUCGAAUUCAAUUAAAUAGUAAGUGUUUGAUGUAUUCAAAAUACUAUGUCAAAUUAGUCUAAAAAGUUUAUGGCGAAAUGUUUAAUGAAAAUGAAUUUACGUGUAAAAUAAAUGUAAUAAACCUA